GCUAAAAAAAUAGAUCAUCAAAAUCAUUUUUUUAUCAAGUAAAUAAUAAUGUCUAAAUACCGUCUAAUAAAAUACUAAAUGACGUCGUUUUUUUUACGGGAAAAACAUGAAGAGCUAACGAGUGAUGGAAGAACAUGCUUCUGAUCUUCCGAACAAAGAUUCUUUCCAACAAGAACUGUGCAGCUUCUUGCACCACUCAUCUUUCCGAACGAUUUGGAACAAGUUGCGAGGCUUCUCCUUCGCCAUGCGGACCAAAGAGCACGGCUUUAGAUUCUGUUACUUACACGAAACUCGUUCAGACAGCCGCCAAAUCGGGUUCCAUGGUUCUGGGAAAACUCGCCCAUGCCCGUAUGAUCAAGACAUCUUUCAAUCCGUGCCUGUUCUUGCUCAACAAUAUGCUCAACAUGUACAGCAAGUGUGGGGAACUGGGCUUCGCACGCUACCUGCUCGACGGAAUGCCUCAGAGAAAUAUAAUCUCGUUCAAUUCUCUGAUUUCUGGGUACACCCAGAUGGGUUAUCACGAUCGUGUCAUGGAUUUGUUUGUUGAAGCUAGAGAAUCUGGAUUGAAGCUUGAUAAGUUCACCUAUGCUGGUGCUUUGAGUGUUUGUGGAGAAAGCUGUCAUCUUGAACUGGGAAAGGUGCUUCAUGGACUGGUUACUGUCAAUGGAUUGGCUGAACAAGUGUUUCUGAUCAAUGUGUUGAUCGAUAUGUACUGUAAGUGUGGGAAGCUGGAUGAAGCUAGGUACUUGUUUGAUAAUUCGAAGGAGCUGGAUCAAGUUUCAUGGAACUCUUUGAUUUCUGGUUAUGUUCGGAUUGGUGCAACCAAAGAACCGUUAAAUCUUUUGGCUGAAAUGCAUAGAAAUGGUCUAAAGUUGACUACUUAUACUCUAGGGAGUUCGCUCAAGGCGUGUUGCUUAAAUUUUGAUUACGAAUCGAUGGCUCAAGGGAUGGCGAUUCAUGGGUACGUAACAAAACUGGGGAUGGAAUCGGAUGUGGUAGUUGGUACUGCAUUGCUUGACAUGUAUGCUAAAAAUGGAAGGUUGAAAGAUUCGGUCAAGAUUUUCAACCUCAUGCCCGACAAGAAUGUGGUUAUGUAUAACGCAAUGCUUUCAGGGUUUCUUCAGUUGGAUGAUAUAACCGAUGAAUCUGUAAUUGAAACCUUUGAACUCUUCAUGGAAAUGCAAAGGCGGGGACUGAAACCAUCAGCAUCAACACUUUCAACCAUGCUAAAGGCUUGUAAUGUGGUGAAAGCAUUGGAGUAUGGAAAGCAAAUCCAUGCCCUUGUAUGUAAGAACAACUUUCAGGCUGAUGAGUUUAUUGGAAGUGCUCUAAUCGAGUUGUAUGCUCUGUUGGGUUCAACGGAAGACGGGAUGAAAUGUUUUGGUUCAACAUCAAGGCGAGAUAUUGCCUCGUGGACAUCAAUGAUUGAUUGCUUCAUUCAGAACGAGCAGUUCGAAAGUGCGUGUGAUCUGUUCUGUCAACUUUUCUUGUCUGGAGUAAAACCAGAAGAGUUUACUGUUUCACUCAUGUUGAGUGCUUGUGCAGACUUUGCUGCCUCGAGAAUGGGAGAGCAGCUUCAGGGUUAUGCCAUAAGAAGUGGAAUCGAUAACUUUACCUGUGUCAAGACCUCAACCAUCUGUAUGUACGCAAAAUCGGGAAACAUGCAGUUUGCUAAUAAAAGCUUCAGAGAGGUGGCGAAUCCCGACAUUGCGACAUACUCUGCUAUGAUUUGUAGCCUUGCACAGCAUGGGCUUGGCAAUGAUGCAUUAGACCUCUUCAAGUCAAUGCCAAAUCAUGGGCUCAAACCAAACCACCAGACGUUUCUUGGAGUUUUAAUUGCUUGUACCCAUGGAGGACUGAUUACAGAAGGAUUGAAGCUUUUUGAAGGCAUGAAGAAGGAUUACGGGAUAAACCCAGACGAGAAGCAUUUCUCCUGCAUCGUUGACCUUCUUGGACGAGCUGGGAGAUUAUCAGAAGCCGAGAAUCUGAUCCUGAGAUCGGGUUUUCAAGACCAUCCUGUGAUGUGGAGGGCAUUGCUGAGUUCUUGCAGGGUUUACAAGAACAGCGUUAUAGGGAAACGAGUAGCGGAAAGGUUGAUCGAUCUUGAACCAGAUGCCUCUGGAACAUAUGUAUUGCUGUAUAACAUAUACAAUGAAGCUGGGAUCGAAUCUUCAGCUGAGGAAGUGAGGGAACUGAUGAGGGGUCGAGGGGUUAAGAAAGAACCGGGCAUGAGCUGGAUUGAGAUAGGCAGCGAGCUUCAUUCUUUCAUGGUCGGAGACUGGUCUCACGGGUCGAGCCAGAUGAUCUACACAAGUUUGGAACAGCUGUUUGAGAACUUGAACUCGACUGGUUUUGAAGAUGAAACUUCUGUGUAUGCUUGUUCUUUGACUUGAAAGAUAAGUUGUCCUGGUCGUGUAUUGGUUGUUUUUCUGAAACUUCUUCACAGAUUCUUUUCAUUGUAUCAGUCAUAUAUAUAUAUAUAUAUAUGGAUAAUGGACCAAA
Tarenaya hassleriana is the source of this 2502-nucleotide messenger RNA. Its product is annotated as pentatricopeptide repeat-containing protein At3g13880-like. Bases 135 to 2393 code for a protein of 752 amino acids. Gene Ontology annotation, molecular function: protein binding; RNA binding. The transcript has a single exon. Gene Ontology annotation, biological process: RNA modification. The record is from RefSeq and is a predicted model, not a curated record. NCBI's taxonomy places the organism in Eukaryota, Viridiplantae, Streptophyta, Magnoliopsida, Brassicales, Cleomaceae.